Molecule: messenger RNA, 4315 nt
Organism: Populus euphratica (Euphrates poplar)
Lineage: Eukaryota; Viridiplantae; Streptophyta; Magnoliopsida; Malpighiales; Salicaceae
Product: myosin-10-like
Exons: 4
Coding region: 278-4111 (1277 amino acids)
Cellular component (GO): cytoskeleton
Molecular function (GO): actin binding; structural constituent of cytoskeleton
Source: RefSeq, a predicted model, not a curated record
GCAAGAAAAUGCUGUACCGGUCGUUUUGAAACUCUCGCUCUGUCUCUCUCUCUUCAGUUUCAAAUUUUAGAGCGUUUCGUUUUUCUCAAGUUUCUUCCGAGCUGGAAUUACAGUUCAAAUCUUGGAAUUUUUUGGCAAGCGUGAGCUAAGCUUACCAGGGAAGAUUGAAAGUGAAAGCAAAGGAAAUUUCCUGAUUUUAUAAUUUUGAGCAGAAGAUGGAGAAUGCAUUUCUGACCAUAUAGCUGUCAAGGAACGUCAGAUUGAAAAUUUAAAGAGGAUGACAAAGAAAAAGCACCAUUUCCGUGAAUCAUUAAAAUCCUUCAUUGGAACUCACAUUGAUCCGGAGAAAGAUGAACAGCUAAAAGAAACUAAAACAGAAAUUGAUGACAAGGUAAAAAGGAUCUUGAAGCUUAUCAAAGAGGAAGAUCUUGAAGAACAAGAUGGCCUCUCAGUGGAAAACUCCAAAAAGGAGCCUCUUCUUGAGCUAAUUGAGGAUGUCCAGAAACAGUACCAUUUGCUAUAUGGACAAUAUGAUCAUCUGAAGGGAGAGCUGAGAGAGAAAGUUAAUGGCAAACAUGGAAAAGAUACCUCAUCUUCAUCUAGCUCCGACUCAGAAUCUGAUGAUUCUUCUAAGCACAGAGGCAGUAAAAAUGGUCAUUUUGAAAGUGAAAAGAUAACAGAUGGCAUAAAGCAAGAACUUGAAGCGGCGAAUCUAGACGUUGCUGAACUGAGGAGUAAGUUGAGAGCUACAAGUGAGGAAAGGGAUGCUUUAAAGUGGGAACAUCAAACAGCUUUGAACAAGAUACAAGAAGCAGAAGAAAUCAUCAGAAAUUUGAGGCUUGAAGUUGAACGAUCAGGUGCUGGCAAAGCACAACUUUUGAUUGAGAAUGGAGAACUGAAGCAAAAACUAGAUUCUGCUGGCGUGAUAAAAGCAGAACUGAAUCAAAGACUGGAGGAAUGGAACAAAGAGAAAGAGAGCCUGAUUUUGGAGAAAGAGGCUGCCAUGAGAAGCGUUGAAGAGAGUGAGAAGAUCAGAGAAGCUUUGAAGUUAGAAUAUGAGACAGCUUUGAUCAAGAUUCAAGAAGAAGAGGAGGUCAUCAGAAAUUGGAAGCUUGCAGCUGAAAGCUCAGACACUGACAAAACCCGACUUUUGGCUGAGAAUGGGGAACUGAAGCAAAAACUAGAAGCUGCUGGCGUGAUAGAAGCAGAACUGAAUCAAAGACUGGAGGAACUGAACAAAGAGAAAGAUGGCGUGAUUUUGGAGAAAGAGGCUGCCAUGAGAAGCAUUGAAGAGAGCGAGAAGAUCAGAGAAGCUUUGAAGUUGGAAUAUGAGACAGCUUUGAUCAAGAUUCAAGAAGAAGAGGAGGUCAUCAGAAAUUUGAAGCUCAAAGUUGAAAGCUCAGACGCUAGUAAAGCACGACUUUUGGCUGAGAAUGGAGAACUGAAGCAAAAACUAGAUUCUGCUGGCGUGAUAGAAGCAGAACUGAAUCAAAGACUGGAGGAACUGAACAAAGAGAAAGAUGGCAUGAUUUUGGAGAAAGAGGCUGCCAUGAGAAGCAUUGAAGAGAGUGAGAAGAUCGGAGAAGCUUUGAAGCUGGAAUAUGAGACAGCUUUGAUCAAGAUUCAAGAAGAAGAGGAGGUCAUCAGAAAUUUGAAGCUCAAAGUUGAAAGCUCAGACGCUAGUAAAGCACGACUUUUGGCUGAGAAUGGAGAACUGAAGCAAAAACUAGAUUCUGCUGGCGUGAUAGAAGCAGAACUGAAUCAAAGACUGGAGGAACUGAACAAAGAGAAAGAUGGCAUGAUUUUGGAGAAAGAGGCUGCCAUGAGAAGCAUUGAAGAGAGUGAGAAGAUUGGAGAAGACUUAAGAAUCUUGACUGAUCAGCUGCAAGAAGAAAAAGCUACCACAGGGCAAGAACUAGAAGCUCUUAAAGCGGAACUUUCUAUCAUGAAGCAGCAGCUGGAAUCUGCAGAACAUCAAGUUGCAGAAUUUACCCAUAAUCUGAGUGUCACCAAGAAGGAGAAUGAUUCUCUUACCUUGAAAUUAUCUGAAAUCUCAAAUAAGAUGGAGCAGGCACAAAACACAAUCGAUGGACUCGUAGGUGAAUCGAGUCACUUAAAGGAUAAAUUGGGUGACAGGGAAAGGGAGUAUUCAUCUCUUGCAGAGAUGCACGAGACACAUGGGAAUGAAUCAUCAACUAGGAUAAAUGGAUUAGAGGUGCAAGUAAGAGGUCUGGAGCUGGAGCUGGAAUCAUUGCAAGCCCAGAAUAGAGAUCUUGAGGUGCAGAUUGAAAGCAAGGUGGCUGAAGGAAAGCAACUGGGAGAACAGAAUCAGGGAUUAGAAGCCCGGAUUUUGGAACUUGAAAUGAUGUCAAAAGUGAAAGGGGAUGAACUUUCUGCUCUCAUGAAUAAACUCAAGGAAAAUUAUAAUGAAUCAUUCUCUAGAACAGAGAGUUUGACAGUGCAGGUCGAUACUCUGCUAGCAGACUUCAAAUCUAUUCGUGCCCAGAAAGCAGAAUUGGAGGAACAGAUGGUAAGUAGAGGUAAUGAAGCAUCGACUCGAGUUGAGGGGCUUAUUGAUCAGGUCAAUGAGUUACAACAACAACUGGAGGCUCUACGCAGCCAGAAAGUUGAACUUGAAGUGCAACUCGAGAAUAAAACUCUAGAAAUUUCAGAAUAUCGAAUUCUGAUAGAAAAUCUGAAAGAGGAGAUAGUAAGCAAGACUGAAGAUCAACAAAGAGUCCUGGCAGAAAAAGAAAGUUGCUCAGCACAAAUCAAUGAUCUGGAACUAGAGGUGGAGACUCUAUGCAACCAGAAAACUGAUCUUGGGGAGCAAAUAAGUACUGAAACCAAGGAAAGGGAGCGAUUGGGAGAGGAAAUGGUGAGAUUACAAGAAAAGAUCCUUGAAAUGGAAAAAACACAAACAGAGAGAGAGUUCGAGUUAUCUGCCCUCCAGGAGAGACAUACAAAUGGGGAGAUUGAAGCUUCUGCUCGGAUAAUGGCUCUAACGGAACAGGUCAACAAUCUGCGUCAGGAAUUGGAUUCUUUGCAGACUGAGAAAAACCAAAUGCAAUUGCAGCUUGAAAAAGAGAAGGAAGAAUUUUCAGAAAACCUAACCGAAAUGGAAAAUCAGAAAUCUGAGCUCGUGAGCCAGAUUGCAGAGCAACGGAGAAUGCUGGAUGAACAGGAGGAGGCACACAAAAAGCUAAAUGAGGAGCAUAAGCAAGUUGAAGGCUGGUUUCAGGAGUGCAAGUUGAAUCUUGCAGUAGCAGAAAGGAAAGUUCAAGACAUGGCAGAAGAAUUCCAAAAGCAUUUGGGUUCUAGAGAUCAGAUGGUAGAGCAGUUGGAAGAAAUGAUUGAGGACCUGAAAAGAGAUCUUGAAGUAAAAGGAGAUGAAAUCAACACCUUGGUAGAGAAUGUGCGAAAUAUAGAAGUUAAGCUCCGGCUGUCAAACCAGAAGCUCCGUGUCACAGAACAAUUACUAACAGAGAAUGAAGACACCUUUAGAAAAGCGGAAGAGAAGUAUCAACAAGAGCAGAGAGUGCUUGAAGAAAGGGUUGCUGUAUUGUCUGGGAUAAUCACCGCAAAUAAUGAAGCUUAUCACAGUAUGGUUGCAGAUAUCUCAGAAAAAGUAAACAAUUCAUUGUUAGGACUGGAUGCUUUGACCAUGAAAUUUGAAGAAGAUUGCAACAGGUAUGAGAACUGUAUUUUGGUAGUUUCAAAGGAGAUUCUGAUUGCGAAGAAUUGGUUUGUGGACACAAAUAAUGAAAACGAAAAAUUGAGAAAGGAAGUAGGUAAUUUAGUUGUGCAGCUACAAGAUAUAAAAGAACGCGAAUCAGCAUUAAAGGAGAAGGUUGAGCAGUUAAAGGUCAAGGUGAGCAAGGAAGGAGUGGAGAAGGAGAAUUUGACCAAAGCUAUCAACCAACUGGAGAAAAAGGUGGUAGCAUUGGAGACGAUGAUGAAAGAAAAGGAAGAGGGGAUAUUAGACCUCGGAGAGGAGAAGAGGGAAGCAAUAAGGCAGCUAUGCAUAUGGAUUGAAUAUCACCAAAGUCGCUAUGAUUAUCUCAGGGAGAUGCUCUCAAAAAUGCCCAUUAGAGGCCAGAGGGCAUCUUAGGAUCCCUCCAUAAUAUUUCUCAUUACAGUAUAUUCAUUUGGGUUUUUCAUUGUGAUGGGUUGCUUUUCAUUUCUUAAUUAUUUUUUUUGAUUCAGAAAGUUUUGUUGAUAAGAAUAUCCUAUUGAUGAUUGUUUUUUAAAUAUUUGUUAGUAAAUGUCGAAGCUAGCUUGCACGAGAUUCAUCAGUUACAUUAUACAGAAUUUA